Messenger RNA from Aspergillus tubingensis, 3075 nucleotides. Its product is annotated as putative C2H2 transcription factor. Bases 1 to 3075 code for a protein of 1024 amino acids. Gene Ontology annotation, molecular function: DNA binding; zinc ion binding. Lineage: Eukaryota; Fungi; Ascomycota; Eurotiomycetes; Eurotiales; Aspergillaceae. The transcript has 7 exons. Gene Ontology annotation, biological process: DNA-templated transcription. The record is from RefSeq and is a predicted model, not a curated record.
AUGUCUCCGGAGAACAGCGAUGUCGGGCAAGAAACCGUGACCCGCCCUGAGGCCGAAGAGCCGACGAAAGACGAUAGCAGAAGCAGCAGCAGCGGUGGCAGCAACCACAAUCAUGACGCACCGCAGAGCUCGACAGGGGCUGGUCAGACUAAAUGCUCCAUCUGCCAAAGCAGCUUUCGAAGGCCAGAGCACUUAAAGCGCCACUUUCGCAGUCACACAAAGGAGAAGCCGUUCGAGUGUGCGCAGUGUGGCCGACAUUUCUCCAGAACGGAUACUCUUCAUCGUCACGAACUCAGUCAUCAUAAUGCUGGAAUGGAAGGGGGAAAGGAUCGUACGCACCGCAUCACCGUCAAAACCUUCCGUGCUUGCUAUAAAUGCGCCAUAGCAAGGUAUCCGACCGAGAGACGAUCGAAAGCGAAAACGCGUAAGGAGACUCAGCCCUCUUUUACAAAAGACGACACAUCGUACGACCAAGCUUCUCAUUUGGCUCAGCCCACAUGGACAAAUGGCAUCGACUUGCGUCCUUCACGCAAUGGAGAACAAUCGAUGCCGCCGCCCUUUCAUUACCAGAUGACACAGUUUCAGCUACAGAUGCCCAUGUCGAAUGCAUCAAACGCAGUCUCAUCUAAGUUGUCCGCAGAUCACAACAAUAUAGAACCGGAAAACAGGCGUUCGGAUGAGACCAGGAUAAAUGGGCAAACUUCCAGCGCCGAAGACAAUUUUACUUGCUCAUCCUUGCACGAUUCUACUAGAGAGCUCAAGAAGAUGCGGGUCCCUUCUGUGCAAUAUGGUGACGCGGGAACACAAGGGUUAUACUCACAAAUCGCAACAUCGACUGAAGACAUGACAGAACCCCCUCACCGAACUGAGGGGCUCCAGUCCGCCAAAAGCUCUAAUAGUAUAGCGAUGAUGCCAACAGUGGGAAGUCAGCAGGUACCAAUGGAACUAAUACAGCCUUUACUGGAUCAGACCACUGCUCCUACAAUCAACUGGUUGCCUCAGAACCUUGGUAAUGCGUCUAGCAACCGCCGUCAUUCGACAAAUACCUACCAAAAGACCCCCAGAAUUCUAGAUACCUCCCUUAAUCAAGCUUCGUGGUAUCCAUCCGCCAUACAUGGUGCUGAUAGUAGCUCAUUGGUGUCAGAAAAUGUCUCUCAGACACCAUCUGGGUACACGUCUCUAGGUGGUACCACUGAAAGCCCAAGCCAAUCACAUCUGAACCGGCGUGCUAGAAAUCACUCAGUGGAUGGUGCUAUUCCGAACUCAUCGAGCUCUAGACUGAAUCAGGAUUCUUGGUCUUUAUUAUGUGCCGCUUCCGCGGAUGCGUCGUUACAGCUGCAGCAAGCGAAUACCCGGCGUCAAUACUUGUUCCCUCAAUUUCCAGAGACGAGGGGUCAUGCCACGAACGAAAUUGAGAAUGGCCAUCACCACGUACUUGAACCAUCGACAUAUGAGAGGAUACGCAGUGCAUUCAAUCAAUUGUGCUGCGUGGAGAGUAUACUGUAUCCAAAGUUUGAAACCGAUCACUUACCUGGUGCGGAGACACUGUCAAGCUUUAUUAAUUUAUACUUUGUGCAUUUUCAGCCUGUUUACCCAAUAUUUCACACUCCUACGUUCGAUAUAAACAAGUGCCAUUGGAUAGUGGUGCUAGCUCUGUCGGCCGUUGGUAGCCAUUUUGCUGGUUCCCAAGAACAGAUUGAGUGCGCACCGGUGUUUCAUGAGUUUCUUAGACGCGCUACGAAUGUUGAGGAAGAAAAGUAUCUUGUCGAUCGGGCACCCGUGUGGCUUCUUCAAGCAUCAGUACUCAACUGCGUUGGAAUACUCUACAGUUGUGAUGAACGGGCUAGGCUUUUGGCACUCAACACCUUUGGCAACUUGGUAGGCUUUGUGACCCGCGAGAAACUUCUUGGUCACAGACCUAUACAAUCCUCAAACGGGGAGACGAAAGAGCUGCGCUGGGUAUCCUGGGUCGACGAUGAGAUCAGAAGACGGACAGGCUACCUGAUAUGGCUUCUCGACUGCACCAUAGCAUACCAUUUUGACAAGCGUCCUCUGCUCUCUCUUGACGAGAGCCAAGCAACACUGCCUUCCCAUGAAGCUCUUUGGGAGGCAGAAUCUCCAGAGGCCUGGGAAGAAGUACGGAGAGGAAUAUCAGACCAGAAAGAAUCCUCCCUUUACGAUGCAGUCCUUGUGAUGUACAUCGAGAAGGAGCUAGUACCUGAUCUCGGUGAAUUCAGCCAGCUUCUUCUCAUUCACGCGUUAUAUCACCGUAUGUGGGAGGUGGGAGACUACUUCCGCCGCCCCUUGUCCUUCUGGAAUCCAACCUCGAAAAAGCAGUCACGGCAUUCCGCACUCCCAUCUGGCUCUGUAUGGCUGCCCGGUAUACCAUCGUAUUCCAAAUGGCGCAACAGUGCAUGUGACUGCCUCGAUAUACUCCAUUGGGCUGCUGGCAGCACAGUAGCCAGGUCCGCUGGCCUCGAACAUCCCACAAUCUUGCAUCUCCAUCUGGCUCGCAUAAUCCUCCUUGCCCCAUUUCGUGAAAUACGGACACUCGCAACAUCUUUAGCAAUGGAAGAGUCCCACUGGCAUGAACGCGAACAGGCCCUUGAAUGGCACUACAUACUACGCUGGGUCAAACAUGACCAGUAUAAGGCCCGCCUGGCAGUUGUACACGCAGGUGCACUGCUAAGACAUGCCCGCGAUUUUUCAAGCCGUUCGUUCCAUGAGCCUGUCGCAGUCUUCCUGGCAACCCUAGUUCUAUGGGCGUAUGGCGCAUGCUACCCCUCACUAUCUGACAUGACGAGCUGCCGUGAAGCAGGACACGGCAUGCCAGGAAAACCUCUGUUUAUUCAUCUCGAUAGACCCUGCGAUGAUGAACUAGCCCAACUCUUCGUGCGCGAAGGCCAUGGCAUGAAAGCGGUUCUGACCGGUGUUGGGGAUAUAUGUGCUCCGAAAGGACCAGCGGAGACCCUCAAAGCUGGUUGUCUUAUACUUGCUGGUCUUUCGUCGUGGGGAAUAUCCAAGCGAUUCACCGCGAUCUUGGGCAAGCUUUCUGAGAUAACAUCCAAGUCGUAG